Scedosporium apiospermum is the source of this 831-nucleotide messenger RNA. RefSeq lists its product as uncharacterized. The record is from RefSeq and is a predicted model, not a curated record. The coding region runs from base 1 to 831 and encodes 276 amino acids. Gene Ontology annotation, biological process: ubiquitin-dependent protein catabolic process. NCBI's taxonomy places the organism in Eukaryota, Fungi, Ascomycota, Sordariomycetes, Microascales, Microascaceae. The transcript has 5 exons. Gene Ontology annotation, cellular component: proteasome core complex; proteasome core complex, alpha-subunit complex.
AUGGCAUAUAACUUCUCCCUUACCACCUUCUCCCCAAGUGGGAAACUGGUACAGAUUGAGUAUGCCCUCAAUGCCGUGAACCAGGGUGUCACCGCAGUAGGAAUCAAGGCUACCAAUGGCAUUGUCCUCGCGACCGAGAAGAAGUCCUCGUCCCCGCUUGCCGACCCGAGCUCCCUCUCCAAGAUCAGCCUCGUAACGCCCAACAUCGGUAUGGUGUACGCCGGUAUGGGACCCGACUACAGAGUCCUGGUAGAUCGCGCCCGCAAGGUCUCGCAUUCUUCGUACAAGCGCAUCUACAACGAAUACCCCCCGACCAGAAUAUUAGUGCAGGAUGUGGCGAGGGUCAUGCAGGAAGCUACGCAGUCCGGUGGUGUACGGCCGUACGGUGUCAGUCUCCUCGUUGCCGGCUGGGAUGAGGGCAUUCUUCCUGAUGAGGAGAUUGAGGAGAGGAGCACCGAACUCGGCGACAAGAAGUUGUCGGGCAAGACUGGUGGUAUCCUUAAGGGCGGCCCUAUGCUUUACCAGGUAGACCCCUCGGGAAGUUAUUUCCCCUGGAAGGCGACCGCUAUCGGCAAGGCGGCCCCUCAGGCGAAGACUUUCUUGGAGAAGAGGUACUCGGAGGACCUCGAGCUGGAGGAUGCCAUCCAUAUUGCGCUUCUCACCCUGAAGGAGCACAUUGAGGGUGAGAUGAGCGGAGAGACGAUUGAGAUUGGCAUUGUUGGUCCUCCGGCGGACCAUCUGCUCGGAAUUGAGGGUGUUGAGGGUGCAAAGGGACCUCGCUUCAGGAAGCUGACCCCUCAGGAGAUCGACGAUUACCUUACCAACCUAUAA